Messenger RNA from Pararge aegeria (speckled wood butterfly), 1723 nucleotides. RefSeq names its product BLOC-1-related complex subunit 6 (gene BORCS6). Gene Ontology annotation, cellular component: BORC complex. The transcript has a single exon. Gene Ontology annotation, biological process: lysosome localization. The coding region runs from base 454 to 1191 and encodes 245 amino acids. NCBI's taxonomy places the organism in Eukaryota, Metazoa, Arthropoda, Insecta, Lepidoptera, Nymphalidae. The record is from RefSeq and is a predicted model, not a curated record.
CAAUACUAUUAAUCUAUAGAUCUUAUAUCUGUGCUUCUAAAAUUCUAAAUUUUUUUACUUGUUACAGAUUUUUGAAGAAAAUAAUAAAAUAAAAACACGUUAACAAAAAGUCUCUUUAAAUGUGUUUGUAGAAUAGAGCGAGUAGAAUAUUUUCUAAACAUACUUUACACUAAACAGUACCCUAAAAAUAUUGUUUCCAGUGACAUAGUUUGACAAUUGAUAGUAUAUAGUUGACACUAGACAGCAGCUAACAGUUUUGCUUUCGAUUGGGCUUCGCCAGUUUAUUUAUAAUUCUAAGAACAAUGUUAUAAUUACUGAAUUAUUCAGUGAAAUAAUAUUUACAUUAUUGUCCUUCUGUAAUUUAAGAUGCCAUGUCAAUUUUGACUCUUUAAAUUUUCUAUUUAUCUGGAGGAUAAACUUUUGAAAUCGAAUUACUUGUAUGAACAUAUAACAAUGAAUAGUAAACAAAGUUCUACUGCAGCUCCUGAAAUCCUCAAAACACAGAUCGAAGACAAAUCUAACAAGGAUGCCGAGGACAUUGAUGACGAUAUAUCUGCCCGAAUGACUGCCUCAUACAGUGAGAUAUCUUUCCAUUCUGACAAUGGUCAAAGUGCUGAUGAACAAAAAAAAGAACCUGGCCCAUCUAGGCCGUAUGAUCUCCCUUCUGAAAAUCGUAAACAGGAAAAAAUUCCUCUAGAUGGCCACUUUCGCUAUGAAGGUGACAUGACACAUUAUGUUGCUGAUGAUUUAGAAUUUAAGAUCAAAAUCUCUAGCCCAGUAGCCAAACGUGGUGAAACUCCAGUAUUUGGUAGCUCAAGUGCAUCCAGAUCAAGCACUCCAUCUGGCAAACUAUAUAGGCAAAUAUUGGCCCCACAGAUUGGCCAAAUAGACAUAACAGUCUUAAAUGAUCUUGAAUAUGAAGCUCAAAAGAUUGCACAGUCUGUUGACAACUUAAUAGAAAAUUUAUCUAGCAUUUUACAUUCCAACUCCUCACUCACUGCAGAAAAUAUGGAAGUUUAUAGAGAUGCUGUGGGAAAAACCUGUGAUGCUAUGGACAAUAAUAUAAAAAGUAUGUAUACAAUCCUUGCAAAAGGUGAAGAGGUAUCUCAAGCUAUGGUCCCCGUACAAGCUCAAGCAGCAAGGAUAGCAGAAAUCAAGAGGCUUUUACAAGUCUUUGAAAGCUAUUUCUGAAUUCAUAAUGUUAACUUUGUGAAUAAUGUAUCUGAUUUAGCAUUUGAAGUGUCACAAGUGGUAUAUUUUAAGUAAGUUUCCACUGAAAGUCAUGGAGAUUCCAAUGUAAGAUUGUUUUACAGAACAUUGAGUGCUGUUGCCCACAGUUUUCUUUACACAACAUUAGUUUUUCACACGCUUCAAACUAUUUUCUCAAAGCCAUUUUUAAUUAAUAAUAUGCUCGUAAUAUGCUGGUUCAUUGAACAAUCAAAAUAGCACAGAUGUUGAAAAAAACAUCAGACACAAGAUAUUGGAUUUUCAAAUUGACAGUUGGAUUUAACUGAAUACAACAAGUCACCUGUUACUUCACCAAUUACUUGCCAGUAGGCUGUUCAAGGUUAUACCAUAUUACUUGAGGGCAAAAAUAUGACACUUAACUAUGUAGUUCGUGAAUAUUGUAAGAGAUGUGAUUUUUUGAUAGAUCAAACAGAAAACUAGUGAAAAGUGUUUGUUCUCAGGGCCUUAUUUAUUAAUAUAAAAUCAAUAUAAAAUA